Camellia sinensis is the source of this 2189-nucleotide messenger RNA. RefSeq names its product putative metal-nicotianamine transporter YSL7. The record is from RefSeq and is a predicted model, not a curated record. Gene Ontology annotation, molecular function: oligopeptide transmembrane transporter activity. Lineage: Eukaryota; Viridiplantae; Streptophyta; Magnoliopsida; Ericales; Theaceae. Gene Ontology annotation, cellular component: membrane.
CCGAGAGAGAGAGAGAGAGAAAGAGAGAGAUAGUCCCUCUGUUUCUCUUCUACUAUUCUUCUUCUAGAGAGAGAGAAAGAGAGAGCAAUGGAGAGAGGAGGAGGAGGAGAAGAAGGCGAUGAAUUCGACGGUGGCAGAGAAGAGAAGAUGACGAUGGAGAGAGUGUUCAAGAACUCAGAAGUGCCUUCAUGGAAGAAUCAGAUAACAGUGAGAUCUAUGGUGACGAGUUUUGUGUUGAGUAUUGUGUUCAACUUCAUUGUGUGCAAGCUCAAUCUGACGACGGGGGUGAUACCAUCGCUCAAUGUGGCGGCGGGACUGCUAGGGUUUGCCAUGAUAAAGGCCUGGACGGCGUUGCUUCAUAAGUUGGGGCUGUUGAAACAGCCUUUCACUCGCCAGGAAAAUACUGUUAUUCAAACUUGCGUCGUCGCUUCUUCCGGCAUCGCUUUUAGCAGUGGGACUGCAAGUUAUCUACUAGGAAUGAGUGGACGUAUUGCAGCCCAAGCAGAUGAAGCAAGCAACCCAAUCAAUGUGAAGAAUCUAUCUUUGGGUUGGAUGAUUGGUUUUCUCUUUCUUGUCAGCUUUGUUGGACUCUUUUCGAUUGUCCCCCUUAGAAAGAUGAUGAUACUCAAGUACAAGUUAACAUACCCUAGUGGAACUGCAACUGCCUACCUAAUCAACAGCUUUCACACUCCUAAAGGAGCCAAACUAGCCAAGAAACAAGUAAUGAUGCUAUUCUAUUCCUUCUGUGGUAGCUUUACUAAUGCACUUUUUCAAUGGUUCUUUGCCGCUGCUGAUGGCUGUGGAUUUAGUAACUUUCCCACCUUUGGUCUCAAAGCCUUUAGCCAAAGGUUCUACUUUGAUUUCUCAGCAACAUAUGUAGGAGUAGGGAUGAUAUGCCCAUACAUGGUAAAUAUAUCAUUGCUAAUUGGAGCUAUAAUAUCAUGGGGAAUAAUGUGGCCCCAGAUUGAAAAAAAGAGAGGCCAUUGGUAUAGUGCUGACUUACCUUCCAGCAGUCUUCAUGGCAUCCAAGGCUAUAGGGUUUUCCUUGCAAUUGCCAUGAUGCUUGGUGAUGGUCUCUUCCAUGUCAUCUACAUGAUAGUAGUAACACUCCACAGUCUCAUAUCUCAGAACUCAAACACCAACAAACAACUAUCAUCAUCCUCAAACUACGACGAACAAAGAAGAACUGAAUAUUUCUUAAAAGAUCAGAUCCCAAACAAAGUCGCUGUCGCUGGUUACAUUGCUCUCGCUGCCAUUUCCAUUGGCGUAACACCAGUCAUCUUCCCCCAACUCAAAUGGUACCACGUCCUCGUCGCCUACCUCAUCGCCCCAAUCCUCGCCUUCUGCAAUGCCUAUGGGUGCGGUCUCACUGACUGGUCCCUCGCCUCCAACUACGGUAAACUCGCCAUCAUCAUCUUCAGCUCGUGGGUUGGGCUCGGCCACGGAGGAAUCAUCGCGGGCCUUGCCUCGUGUGGGGUCAUGAUGAGUAUUGUCUCAACAGCAUCUGAUCUAAUGCAGGAUUUUAAAACCGGGUACUUAACCCUAGCCUCACCUCGAUCCAUGUUCUUUAGUCAAGUCCUUGGGACCGCGAUGGGCUGCGUGAUGUCCCCAUUGGUCUUCUGGUUCUUCUACAGCGCUUACGCGGUGGGGGACCCUGAUGGGUCCUACCCCGCGCCCUAUGCUUUAAUGUACCGCGGUAUUUCCCUUUUAGGAGUAGAGGGUAUUUCGUCGUUACCAAAGAACUGUCUUGAACUUGCCAUUGGAUUUUUUGUCGGUGCCAUUGUGAUCAACGUGAUUCGCGAGGUUUUGAAGCAAUGCAAAUGCAAUGAGAUGAUUUGGGGGUGUAUUCCAAGCCCAAUGUGUAUGGCGAUACCGUUCUACCUUGGAGGGUACUUUGCAAUUGAUAUGUGUGUGGGGAGUUUGAUACUUUUUGUGUGGGAGAAAGUGAAUAAGCAGAAAGCGAAGGACUUUGUGCCAGCGGUGGCAUCAGGCCUGAUUUGUGGUGAGUCUUUGUGGGGGGUUCCGGCUGCUGUGCUGUCUCUGGCCGGGGCUACACCUCCUAUCUGCAUGAAGUUUUUGUCUGCUGCUUCUAACAAGAAGGUUGAUGGCUUUUUGGGUACAUAAAUAUAUUGGUGAAUAGUAUUGGAGAUCUUUAGAACACUGGAACCUAGAACAUAGUUAGUUGAUUU